This is a messenger RNA of Harpegnathos saltator (Jerdon's jumping ant), 1874 nucleotides long. RefSeq names its product lymphokine-activated killer T-cell-originated protein kinase. Gene Ontology annotation, biological process: protein phosphorylation. Gene Ontology annotation, cellular component: cytoplasm. Gene Ontology annotation, molecular function: ATP binding; protein serine/threonine kinase activity. Lineage: Eukaryota; Metazoa; Arthropoda; Insecta; Hymenoptera; Formicidae. Bases 261 to 1721 code for a protein of 486 amino acids. The record is from RefSeq and is a predicted model, not a curated record. The transcript is spliced from 5 exons.
AACGCGCAAAGCGCUAAUCGCAGGAUGUAGAAAUUAACCAAUCAUAAUCGAUCAUUUUCCUCACAUUCGACUGUAAUUGGUCAAUUUUUGCGUUUGCGUGUUGCAACCUAUGUAAACAGGCCAGAAUGAAGUGCGCCUGCGUACGAGAAGUUCGAGUAUAUUUGAAAAGUCAACGGUUUCCUCAUUAUUCCUCGGUGAGAAGAAUUUAUACUUGAUCAUUGUGCUUAUUUUCUUUCGCUGCUUUUUGCCACUUCGUAUAUAUGGAUCAAUUCAAGACACCUACAGCGGUAAGAUGCAGAUGUAGAUGCAAAAUGACGAAUACCGAAUUCGAAACUCCCAUCAAGAUACCAGCAUCACCGUGCUUGGAACGAAUAGGAUGUGGGACUGGAGUUGGGAUAUACAUGUUGGAAAGAUCACCUAAAGUUGGCAUUAUUCGUUCACCUUGGGUGAUAAAAAAAUGGCUGAACGGACAAAGCACUAAAGAAAACAAUAAACUUCUUAAAUUGGAAGCUGAUGUUCUACGACAAUUGGUCCAUCCCAAUAUCGUUGGUUUUAGAGCAUUUACCCCUGGAGCAGAUGGGAAACCUUGUCUGGCUAUGGAAGCUUUGGAUAUAUCGCUUGGGAAUGUGAUCGAAGAAAAACAUACUUCUGGUGAUGACACACCAUUUGCAGCCAAGGAUAUUUUGAAAGUUGGUUAUGAAGUUGCAAAAGGAUUGAAGUAUCUGCAUCAUAAAGCACAUAUAUUGCAUGGAGAUAUAAAGAGUCCUAAUAUCUUAAUUGAUCAUAGCUAUAGUGUGGUUAAAAUAUGUGAUUUUGGACAUUCUAUGCCAUUGACAAAAUCUUUAGAGUUAGAUACAUCAAAGGCUAACCAUUCUUACAUUGGAACAACACAUUGGAAUGCCCCUGAAAUUAUAAGAGGAGAUGGACCUGUGACUAAUGCUGCUGAUAUUUGGCCAUAUGGCAUUGUCAUUUGGGAAAUGUUAACUCUAUCAGUACCUCAUAUGGAAUAUGAGGAUGAGUCGUCCUCUGACUCUGAAUCAGUCAGUGAGAGAGACUCAAUGAACAUUACAGAUGACUCUAAUUAUGAUACAGAUAAAAAUGUUACUUCCCUUAAGAAGAAAACACCAUAUAAGAACAAUAAAUUGCAUGUAGAAACUGAGGAUGAGUUAUCCUUUGAUGAAUCAGUCAGUGAGAGAUAUAUGACGAGCACUACAGAUGACUAUAAUUAUGAUACGGAUAAGAGUGAUACUUUCCUUAAGAAAAGAAUGCCAUAUAAAAACAAACUUCAUGUAGGAAUUGAAGAUGAAUUGUCCUGUAGCGAAUCAGUCAAUGAAGGAUACACGACGAACACUACAGAUAACUCUAAUUAUGAUAUGGAUAAGAAUGUUACUUUCCUUAAUAAAAAAAUGCCAUAUAAAAACAACAAACCUCAUGUAGAAACUGAGGAUGAGUCAGUCUUUGAUGAAUCAGUCAGUGGAGGAUACACAACAAACUUCACAGAUGACUCUGAUUGUGAUAUGUGUGUAUGUCCACUUAAGAAAAUACAUAAGAAUGACAAACUUGGUACACGUCCACCUUUACCUGCUAUUAAUUUUAGUAAAGAAUAUGACAGAGUGUUGGAAGUAUUUUAUAUAUGUACUAAUGCCGAUUAUAAAUCAAGACCCAACGCAAAGAUGUUGGUAAAGUAUUUCGAGGAAUUCAUAUUUAUUAACAAAACUUAAAUCUAAUUUUUUUGUUUUUUAUAUACAUAUAAUUAUAUACAUAUAUUAUAUACAAACCCUGAAAUAACCCAUAUAAAGUGUUUCGCGCACGCACGCACGCACGUAAAAUAUUUAAGAAAAAAAAAAAAGAAAAAUGUUUUAUACGAUUCUUAU